This is a messenger RNA of Haemonchus placei, 783 nucleotides long. NCBI's taxonomy places the organism in Eukaryota, Metazoa, Nematoda, Chromadorea, Rhabditida, Trichostrongylidae. The record is from the annotation of a GenBank genome assembly.
AUGUUGGACAAAGAAGCAGAACAUAUUUCUACGAAUUUGACUCAAGUGUUUGUCGAUCUUGAGACGAAAUUGCCUACCUUAGAAAGAAGGUCGUUCCGAACCCAACUUGUCACGAUGUGUGGAAAUGAUAAUUUCAUCGAAAACUAUCUGCGAGCGGCCAUCGAGGAGAUCGGAGAGGCUUCUCCAGUUACUCAGCAGGGUUGUUCCGACAUGGUCAACACCAUCGUGGAAAUCGUUUUCGACGAUGAGAGAGAGUCAAUAGAGAGUCUGGUGGAUGUCAUCAAGAAAGUUCGAGACAUCAUCGCCUUCGAAAACAUCAGAAAGAAAGAUCCUCGUAUUAAUGAGGCGUUUCAAUUAACGAGAGAUUUUUUCAAAAACAUACGCCACGAGUAUUUGGAGUUCAUUAACAGUACAACUUCCGAUAGGUCAGAGGAUCGCGUGGAAUGGUACACGCGAGGUGCUAGAGUUGAGUUGGAGUUGUUGAUGAAAACUCAGAAGUUCUUCGUCGCUGAACAUCUCGAGAUCGCUGCCAGAGAGUACCUUAAUUGUACAAGGAGUUGGAUAUUGAGUAUUGAUAAUCGAGAAAAAGCAUUUUGCCUAUACCGUGCAUGGAGGAUCGCAACAGGAACGAUACCGAUGCCAACUAGAUUGGCGCAGUUCCUUCACGAUUUACGCAGUCUCAAUGUAAGCGCUGUGAAUGAUCGCGUUUACGUUCGUCCCGCCUAUGCUCUUUUCCUUCUGAACACUACAGACGAAGCUUUACAGGUCAGUGAAGUAGAAUGA